AUGACUCGUGGAAACCAGAGAGAUCACGAUCGCAAAAGGGCUCGCGAGAAGGCAGACAAGUUGAACAAAACUAAGACUACCAUGUCCGGGUCCGAGUUCCAACGCGCUAAAGAGAACGCCGCUGCUAUUAUGCGGGAGAAGCAAAGGAAGGCCGAUGAACGCAAGGCGGCUGAAGCCGCAGGAGCUGGGAAAAAAUAA
This is a messenger RNA of Monascus purpureus, 198 nucleotides long. The record is from the annotation of a GenBank genome assembly. Lineage: Eukaryota; Fungi; Ascomycota; Eurotiomycetes; Eurotiales; Aspergillaceae.